UAGCUAGCAAAACCAGGUGUUGUCUGCUGACUCUCUUAGUCCAACACGAAAUGGUGACAAGUCCGCAUCGUACUCGGGCUUGAGGUCUGCAAGCUUCGAUCUAAGCAAUAGCACGUCCGGGGUCGGGGCUGGCCCCAAUCAGUUGCCUCCUUUGAUCAAUAAACGUCGGUUGUUUGAAGACUCCAUUCCCAUCCGUCGACAUUCCACCACCACCACCACCGGUGCCUCGCUCUACUCGAUGGCGCAAGCCCUGGCAUCCAACUCAAGCCUCGUACACGGUCCUCAUGGAUCCACCUUGACAUUGAACCAGUCGGACGCGGUCACACCGCAUAGUCCCUACAACCAAAGCCCUUUGCUUCUAUCAAAUACCAACUCCAGAAACAAUUCCAUCUCCACCACCUUUGACAUUAAUUUUAUCAACUCCAAUAACAACUCAUCUUCCAACUCCAGACGUUCAUCUAUUGCCCCUGACUUCUUCCCCAAUCCAUUGAAAGAUAUCAACCCCAGUCAUAAACGCAAUGUAUCCAAUAAUUCCGGUAAGGCUGCGAACCAAAAUGUUCCACCUCCGUUGUCACUCAACCAGCCAAGCCAUCCCCAGUUUGCAGUACCUCAACUUAUUGGAAACUCUCCAACCCAGUCUGCAUUCACAUUGAGUAAGUCUCAAUCGAACUUGUCCAACGUGUUGUCCGCCUCCAACCUUCACCACCAGCUUGGUGCCAAUGUCUCAUCCGGUUCCCACCCCAAGAAGAACACAAAUAAUGGUAGUAACAAUGGAGCAGGGAAUGGCAAGAUCUCGGUAUCGAGCCUAAUCGAUUGAGAAAUCGGCAUAUAUCUAGUGGUUUGUCCAAACUUUCUUCAAUUCGUUUUCCCCACUGUUGAAUUGUAUUUCUUCUGUAGUAAUAAUGAAAAGUAAUAAUGAUU
Yamadazyma tenuis ATCC 10573 is the source of this 921-nucleotide messenger RNA. The record is from RefSeq and is a predicted model, not a curated record. NCBI's taxonomy places the organism in Eukaryota, Fungi, Ascomycota, Pichiomycetes, Serinales, Debaryomycetaceae.